AUGGUGCGCUACCCCCGUCUCCACUUCUUAAUUCCCGGCUUUGUCCCACUCACUAGCAGGGGGAUUCAGCAGAACAGGGCCCUCACUGUGCGCAAGCUCACCCAGCAAAUGUUCGACGCCAAGAACAUAAUGGUGGCCUGCGACCCACGUCACGACCGAUACCUCACCGUGGCCACAGUGUUCAGAAGCUGCAUGUCCAUGAAGGAGGUGGAUGAACAGAUGCUCAUCGUCCAGAACAAGAACAGCAGCUACUUUGUCGACUGGAUCUCCAACAACGUCAAGACCGCUGUCUGCGACAUUCCUCCCCGUGGCCUCAAGAUGGCCUCCACCUUCAUCAGCAACAGCGCUGCCAUCCAGGAGCUGUUCAAGCGCAUCUCCCCAUGUUCCGCCGCAAGGCAUUCCUCCUUUGGUACACUGGGUAGGGCAUGGACGAGAUGGAGUUCACCGAGGCAGAGAGCAACAUGAACGACCUGGUGUCUGAAUACCAGUAGUACCAGGAUGCCACCGCAGAGGAGAAGGGAGAGUUCGAGGAGGAGAGGAGAGGAGGAGCUGGCAUAGUGUAA
Coregonus sp. 'balchen' is the source of this 563-nucleotide messenger RNA. Lineage: Eukaryota; Metazoa; Chordata; Actinopteri; Salmoniformes; Salmonidae. The record is from the annotation of a GenBank genome assembly.